AUGAUGAAAAAGACUUGGUUUCUACCUCCUGACUUCACCUUUCUUCCCGAUGGAGAGGUCCGACUUGGUAUGAUACUUAAAUACCCUGAUCGCCCAACUCUUGCGCUCGAUUCGCUCGAAUCACUCGUUCCGUCUGACCCCGGACAAACACCAACGAUCUAUCUCCCAGAGGUGUCGAGCCUGACUGAGACGGACCACGAACACUCCAUGAGCUCUGGACAUUCAGCCAAUUUUAUUUUAUUCGCCAAUACAAGGAUUUUGCGCUUGGAACCGUUGACCAUGAGAUCCGCACCUACGACGAGCUCUCAGCCCACCAACACUGCAGCGACAGCAAUGUUUGACACGUUACAUGAUGUCCCUUUACAUGUAUCAAAUCACGAUAAUAUUUCUUACAAAUUUGGCUCCAUAGGCGUACAUAACGUCGUCAUGACAGUUCUGCCAGACGGGGUAUUCGGGUUGAGCUCUGCGGCAUCUAUUUAUGUUUCAAUGAGACAAACGUUCCCGUCUAUAAACUACAUUUCUAUGGUUGGUACUGGGGGUGGUGUUCCGCCUACAAUCCGGCUCGGCGAUGUGGUAGUCGGUACGCCAACUGCACACUAUGCUGCAGUUGUUCAGGUUGAACAAGUCAGUCGCAUUGAUAUUGGCAGAUGA
Messenger RNA from Clonostachys byssicola, 651 nucleotides. NCBI's taxonomy places the organism in Eukaryota, Fungi, Ascomycota, Sordariomycetes, Hypocreales, Bionectriaceae. The record is from the annotation of a GenBank genome assembly.